GUGAUGUCUGCCAAAAAGAAGGUGUUGCUCAAGGUCAUCAUCCUAGGUGACAGCGGGGUGGGCAAGACGUCUUUGAUGAACCAGUAUGUCAACAAGAAGUUCACCAACCAGUACAAGGCUACAAUUGGCGCCGACUUCCUGACUAAGGAGGUCAUGAUCGAUGAUAAGUUGGUGACGAUGCAG
This is a messenger RNA of Symbiodinium sp. CCMP2456, 183 nucleotides long. The record is from the annotation of a GenBank genome assembly. NCBI's taxonomy places the organism in Eukaryota, Dinophyceae, Suessiales, Symbiodiniaceae.